Coffea arabica (coffee) is the source of this 480-nucleotide messenger RNA. Lineage: Eukaryota; Viridiplantae; Streptophyta; Magnoliopsida; Gentianales; Rubiaceae. The record is from RefSeq and is a predicted model, not a curated record.
AUGUUCGGGGCAACCUACGUCUUCGAUGACCCGAUGACACUGGGACCUGAGCCUAGUUCCAAGAUCAUUGGUCACGCCCAGGGCAUAUCCAGUUCGGCUUCGAAAGAGGAAGAUGCUUCACAAAUUGGCAUCAUGAACUUGGUAUUCAACGAUGGCAAGUUCAAUGGCAGCGCCCUUAGCGUUCUAGGUGAUUAUCCCUUCUUCCAGAAAUACAAGGAGAUGCCAAUAGUAGGUGGUUCUGGGGCUUUUCGAUUGGCCGGUGGAAUAGUUACAGCAAUAAUCUAUACUUACAAUGAUACCACCCAGAAUGAAAUUAUCGAUUUCCACGUCCUCAUUAUUGACCUUGAUUUGAUGCCAUUUGUUGCUCGUAAUUUUCUUGUAAUUUUUACUGAAGUAAUAGAUGUUGACAUGGAUGACGACUAUGAGUAUAUUAUGCUUUUGGAUAGAGAAGUGGACACAAAGAGGAAGGGCAAGACAUGA